This is a messenger RNA of Capsicum annuum, 1429 nucleotides long. Its product is annotated as fasciclin-like arabinogalactan protein 11. The record is from RefSeq and is a predicted model, not a curated record. The coding region runs from base 497 to 1342 and encodes 281 amino acids. The transcript has a single exon. NCBI's taxonomy places the organism in Eukaryota, Viridiplantae, Streptophyta, Magnoliopsida, Solanales, Solanaceae.
AACUAGAUAUCUCAGGAUUGAACUCUAAAAAAGGAGAAACCCUUGAUAGGAAGCAGUGUCUGUACUCGACGCGAAUCUAGAUUAGUCGAGGUAAAAGAUACAGGAUGCAUAAAGCAACCAAAAAAAAAAAAAAAUUUCCUCAAACUAUUUUAUCCACCUCAAAUCACACAAGAAAAACUGAAUGGCAUCGACAACGGAAAUUAAUUCACUUCCCCAGCUAUUCUUUUGCCUUUAUAAACAAGCUAGCAGCUGCAUUAUAAAUUAUAACAUUUCUUAUCAUAUUAUUCUCAGUUCACCUUAAAUUGCACCUUUUCACCUAACAAUUUCUUUCAUCCCAUUACCCCACAAACUUUUUUCCCUCAACCUCUAAUCACAUCUUUUUAUGUUUUAAUUAUUUUUGAGCAAGAAUUGCAUCUCAGCUCACUAUAUAACUGGUGUCAUUCACUUCUCAAGCAUCAUCAGAAAACUUCAAAUAAUACUAAAUCAAGAAAAUAAAAUGACUUGCAACAUAGUGUCACCUUUUCUUUUCUUGUUCUACUUCUUGCUCCAAUUCACUUGUAAUUUGGCUCAAGCACCUGCUAUGGCUCCUAUACCACCAGCUCAAUCUUCUGCUCCGGCUUCACCACCACCAACUAUUUCUUCUCCUCCAGCACCAUUAUCGUCCCCAAUUGUAGCCUCUGCUCCGGCUCCAGGACCAUCUGGUCCGCCAAACGUGAUAAAAAUCCUUGCGAAAGCUGGAUCAUGUUCGACGUUCAUCAAGUUGUUACAAGUCACUCAUGAAGUUGGUGAAAUCACUUCAUAUCUAAACAAAUCCAACAGCUUAACCAUGUUUGUUCCACCAGAUGGUGCUUUCUUGAACCUGAAAACUGGCACCCUCAACUCAUUCAGCGAUCAACGGAAAGCUGACUUGGUUAAAUUCCAUAUCCUCCCCUCAUAUUUCUCCCUGUCACAGUUCCAAACGGCUAGCAACCCUGUACCAACACAAGCUGGAGGAACCACUAAUCGCGAAUUCCCCAUCAACAUAACCACAAAUGGGACAGCAGUGAACAUAACAACUGGGAUUGUUAAUGCAAGUCUGACCAGUACAAUUUACACUGACAGUCAAUUAGCUAUUUACCAAGUGGAUAAAGUACUGCUUCCUUUGAAAUUCUUUGUCCCACCAUUACCACCAGCACCUGCUCCAGCACCAUCAAAGCCACAGAAGGAUGAUCCUUCCUCGGAUUCUUCCUCUGUUAAUGUUGUUCCAUCUGGUGCCACUUCUCUUCUUCCCCACAUGUUCCGGGGAAUGGUCUAUCCUGGUUCCUUUUUCUUCUUCUCUGUUUGCUUUGUGUAUAUGAGCUAAUAAGUCGCAUGAAAAGCCAGCACAUUUGUGAUAUUAUGUUAUGUACAUUCAAGUGGAACUUAAUAAGAUGUUAUUUUUGACUACCUA